GUUCACAUUCCCAACCACUGCAAGGCGGGGGGCUUUCGGCUGCCCUCUGAAAACCAAGAGUUGGAACUCGUUGGAGAACCAAGACCCAGGGACCCCAAAGAGGCGAAGAAAGACUCCAACGCCUGCUUUUUUGAAGGUCAACAUCGGCCUCAUGGCUCCCGCUGGGCUCCCGACUAUGACAAGAAAUGUUCUAUAUGCAUCUGUCAGAAGCGGACGGUGAUCUGUGAUCCGGUGUUGUGCCAGCCUCUCAACUGCUCCCAGCCAGUCCAUCAAAGUGAUCAGUGCUGCCCUGUGUGCCAAGAGGAAAAUGAAGAACGGAAAAGAGCAGAGAAAAUCCGAGAUGGCAGCGAAGGUGGCAAAACCCCGCUGCAGUCGUUCCUGGGCAUCGCCGAGCAACACGUGGGGCCCAACAAUGGGGCUCUCAUCACUCAGACGCUGAGCCACGCCAACCCCACGGCCAUCACGCCCGAGGAAUACUUCAACCCCAAUUUUGAGCUGGGGACCCGGGAUAUGGGGCGACCCGUUGAACUCACCACCAAGACACAAAAGUUCAAAGCCAAGUUGUGGCUGUGCGAAGACCACCCGCUAUCCCUGGCCGAGCAGGUGGCCCCCAUCAUUGACCUCAUGGCGGUCAGCAACGCCCUUUUCGCCAAACUCCGGGAUUUCAUCACGCUUCGCCUGCCACCCGGCUUCCCCGUCAAGAUCG
Thamnophis sirtalis is the source of this 706-nucleotide messenger RNA. The record is from RefSeq and is a predicted model, not a curated record. Lineage: Eukaryota; Metazoa; Chordata; Lepidosauria; Squamata; Natricidae.